GUGAGAUAGUGUUGGACAACGACUUCUUUCUGGUCGCGUGUUUGGAUGACUUCAUAGAAAACGCCCGACUCUUCAUAUUCGAGACCUUCUGUCAGAUUCACGAAUGCAUUUCCAUUAGUAUGUUAGCCGACAAACUGAAUAUGAAUAGCGAAGAGGCCGAGCGAUGGAUCGUGAAUCUGAUCCGAAACGCACAGUUGGACGCGAAGAUUGACUCCAAGUUUGGUCACGUAGUGAUGGGAACUCAAGCCGUCUCUCAAUAUCAACAGCUUAUCGAGAAGACCAAAGCGAUGGCUAUUCGGACACAAGUCUCGUACUUAGCGGCCGCCGCGUCCACCACCGCAUUGGCCACAUUUGUGUUCAAUGUCGAGCCGAAAGAA
This is a messenger RNA of Medioppia subpectinata, 377 nucleotides long. Lineage: Eukaryota; Metazoa; Arthropoda; Arachnida; Sarcoptiformes; Oppiidae. The record is from the annotation of a GenBank genome assembly.